Messenger RNA from Aaosphaeria arxii CBS 175.79, 2091 nucleotides. RefSeq lists its product as uncharacterized. Gene Ontology annotation, molecular function: NADPH-hemoprotein reductase activity; flavin adenine dinucleotide binding; FMN binding. The record is from RefSeq and is a predicted model, not a curated record. The coding region runs from base 1 to 2091 and encodes 696 amino acids. Gene Ontology annotation, cellular component: cytosol. The transcript has 2 exons. Lineage: Eukaryota; Fungi; Ascomycota; Dothideomycetes; Pleosporales.
AUGGCGCAACUCGACACGCUCGACAUCAUCGUCCUCGCCGCACUCCUUCUCGGAACGGUUGCCUAUUUCACCAAAGGCACCUACUGGGCCGUCUAUGGUGACCCCUACGGCAAUUCGCUGGCCGCCAGCAAUGGCGCAGCGAAGGCGGGCAAGUCACGAAACAUACUAGAGCGCAUGGAGGAGCAGGACAAGAACUGCGUUGUAUUCUAUGGCAGCCAAACUGGUACCGCCGAGGACUAUGCUUCGAGAUUGGCCAAGGAGGGGCACUCGAGGUUUGGUCUCAGCACCAUGGUGGCCGACCUAGAGGACUACGACUUCGACAACCUAGACAAAUUCCCCGAUGACAAACUUGCAGUCUUCGUCCUUGCUACCUAUGGCGAAGGUGAACCCACGGAUAACGCUGUCGAAUUUUACGAGUUCAUUGGCUCUGAGGAUGUUGCAUUCAGUGAGGGCGGGUCCAUUGACGACAAGCCCCUCGGUAGCAUGAAGUACGUCGCAUUCGGUCUCGGCAACAACACCUACGAACAUUACAACUCCAUGGUCCGCAACGUCGACAAGUAUCUCACCAAGCUUGGUGCUACCAGGCUCGGAGCUGCUGGUGAGGGUGACGAUGGCGCUGGCACCAUGGAGGAAGACUUCUUGGCCUGGAAAGAGCCCAUGUGGGCUGCUGUCACCGAGUCCAUGGGUCUCGAGGAGCGCGAAGCCGUUUACGAGCCAAACUUCGAGAUUACCGAGAAGUCAGACGUCGACGCCGAGUCCACAGAGGUCUACUUGGGCGAGCCUAACAAGAACCACUUGGAGGGGUCGCAGAAGGGACCCUACAACGCCAACAACCCGUUCAUCGCACCCAUCGCCGAAUCCACCGAACUCUUCACCGCCAAGGACAGGAAUUGCUUGCACAUGGAAAUCGAUGUCUCUGGCUCCAACCUAUCGUACACUACGGGAGAUCAUAUCGCUGUGUGGCCCACAAAUUCUGGAAAGGAGGUUGAUCGCUUCUUGAACAUCCUCGGUCUUGCCUCCAAGCGCCACACGGUCAUUGCCGUUAAGAGUCUUGAUGCUACUGCUAAGGUGCCUUUCCCAUCCCCGACCACCUACGAUGCUGCCGUUCGAUACCACAUCGAGAUCGGCGCCCCCGUCUCCCGUCAAUUCGUCUCCACCAUCGCGCAAUUCGCCCCCAACGACGAGCUCCGUGCCGAACUCGCUAAGCUUGGAGGUGACAAGGAUUAUUUCCAUGAGAAGAUUUCCGAUCGUCAACUCAACAUUGCCCAGUUCCUUGAGAUCGCGUCUGGUGGCAAGCCUUGGGAGCAGAUCCCAUUCUCUCUCAUGAUCGAAGGAUUGCUCAAGAUCCAGCCCCGCUACUACUCCAUCUCCUCGUCGUCUCUAGUCCAGAAAAACAAGAUCUCGAUCACCGCGGUUGUUGAAUCGUUGGAGAAGCCAGGUUCACCACACAUUCUGAAGGGUGUCACCACCAACUAUCUCUUGGCUCUGAAGCAGAAGCAGCACGGCGAUCCCAACCCCGAUCCCCAUGGACUCAACUACGCAAUCAAUGGUCCCCGUAACAAGUACGAUGGUAUCCACGUCCCCGUCCAUGUCCGCCACUCGAACUUCAAGCUUCCCUCGGAUCCAUCCAAGCCCAUCAUUAUGGUUGGUCCCGGUACCGGUGUCGCUCCCUUCCGAGCCUUCGUGCAGGAGCGCGCCGCACAGGCCAAGGCUGGACAAAACGUUGGAAAGACGAUCCUUUUCUUCGGUUGCCGGAGAAAGGACGAGGAUUACAUCUACCAAAAUGAGUGGAAGGAAUACAAGGAAGCUCUUGGCGAUAACUUCGUUCUCCACGUUGCUUUCUCACGUGACGGCCCAAAGAAGGUUUACGUGCAGCACCAGAUGGCCAACUAUGCCGACGAGCUCAACCAGCUUCUCGACCAGAAGGCCUACUUCUACGUUUGCGGUGACGCAGCCAACAUGGCUCGCGAAGUCAACACGCUCCUCGGCAAGAUGAUCGCAAAACACCGCAACGUGUCUGAGCAGAAGGGAGAGGAAAUCGUCAAGGCGAUGAGGGCCUCGAACCAAUACCAGGAAGACGUCUGGUCAUGA